AAUACAGGAAAUCUGUAAUGUUUACAAGUCAGUCGCAUUAAAACAGGAAUCGAUUUCAUUUUGAUUAAAAUACUGCAGCUCGUCAACAUGUGCUUAUUGCUCGGUGCAACUGGAGUAGGAAAAACGCUAUUACUAAAGCGACUACAGAAGUUGUGCCAGAUGGAUCCAUGCGCAGAUUUGGGUGAAGCGCCAGUCACGCUGCCCACGGUCGGCACCAACCUCACUGACCUCAUAUUAAAGAAAAAGAAGAAGAUAACAGUGCGAGAAUUAGGAGGCUGUAUGGGACCCAUUUGGCCAAAAUACUACUUGGAUUGCAAAUCUGUUAUUUUUGUGGUGGACUGUGCGAAUGUUGAACAGAUUUCGUCGUCCUGCGUCCAGCUGCUUUCUGUUCUCUCUGCGGAGUCUCUGCUCUCUGCUGCUGUGCUUAUACUCUUCAACAAGAGGGAUCUUCUAUGCAGCAUGUCUCUAGUUGAGCUGAAGUCACUGUUUAGGAUGGAUGACAUCAUCAGAAGUGCAUCUCAGUUUGUCACCACUCUAGAGGUCAGUGCUCGCUCCGGUCAGGGCCUGCAGGACGUGCUCCACUGGCUUUCCUCAAACCUCUCUGACACUUGAGUGAUUAGCAUGAAGAAAGCGGUGGGCUUAAUAUCACAGAACACAGUAGAUAUCUGACAAAUGUGACGUGAAGCUGAUUUACAGGGUAACCUCGACUCAGCCCAAGGCUCGUUCAAACACAUUAGUUUGAGGACUGAUCGACUGGUGAUGGACUCAUGGAUAAUUUCUCUGCUCUGAGGAAAACAGUUUAGUUUGAAGAAACUAAGAUUUGCACAAUGAAAAUAAACCAUGGUAGCAACAUGCUGAGAAGCUCUGAAAUGGUAAAAAAAAAUAUAAGACUCCGAUCUUGUGUUCCACUGAAUGAGAAAUGCAUUGUUCUUUGGACUAUUAGUCAUUUCUUCUCAACGCUUUGAGUCCCAGAAGAUAUUUGCUACCAUUUUCACAAUAUGAUCAUGUUGCUCAUCAAGAUUGAUGUCCUUUUCUACUUUAUUAAUUUUAGUUUGUGGUGGACUGCGUGUUGCCAUCAAUAAAGCUGUUUGAGCUGUA
Messenger RNA from Danio aesculapii, 1098 nucleotides. It is a transcript of the gene arl16, whose product is annotated as ADP-ribosylation factor-like 16. NCBI's taxonomy places the organism in Eukaryota, Metazoa, Chordata, Actinopteri, Cypriniformes, Danionidae. The record is from RefSeq and is a predicted model, not a curated record. Gene Ontology annotation, molecular function: GTPase activity; GTP binding. The transcript is spliced from 5 exons. Bases 88 to 612 code for a protein of 174 amino acids.